Diprion similis is the source of this 3230-nucleotide messenger RNA. It is a transcript of the gene Atg18a, whose product is annotated as WD repeat domain phosphoinositide-interacting protein 2. Gene Ontology annotation, biological process: nucleophagy; autophagy of mitochondrion; protein localization to phagophore assembly site. Gene Ontology annotation, cellular component: cytosol; phagophore assembly site membrane; extrinsic component of membrane. The transcript is spliced from 11 exons. The record is from RefSeq and is a predicted model, not a curated record. NCBI's taxonomy places the organism in Eukaryota, Metazoa, Arthropoda, Insecta, Hymenoptera, Diprionidae. Bases 136 to 1539 code for a protein of 467 amino acids. Gene Ontology annotation, molecular function: phosphatidylinositol-3,5-bisphosphate binding; phosphatidylinositol-3-phosphate binding; protein binding.
GAAUGUCAGCUGUUUCAGGUUCAAUAUGGAUACGGAAUAACAGUCCGACCAAGCGAGCGUACGUGUUUGGAGAGUAAUUCUUCCAAGGUCGUAUAAUCCAACGAAAGUUAUAUCUAAAAGGCAGUCGUCUGAUUUAUGCAAAAUCUAGCGCGUAACGUUGAUGUGUUGACACAGGGAUUUAAAUACGGUAUAUCUGGCCUCAUGAACCUCGCAAAUCAAACCGCUGAUCCUCAGAGUGGUGUUUUCUUUGUUAAUUUCAAUCAAGAUUGCACAUCCCUAGCGGUUGGCACGAAGUCAGGGCACAAAAUCUUUUCUCUCAACUCUGUUGACCACUUGGAAAAAAUUUAUGAAAAUGAUUCUGAGGACAUAUGCAUUGUCGAGCGGCUGUUCAGCAGCAGUCUUGUCGCAGUGGUCAGCCUCUCCUCCCCCCGUAAGCUGAAAGUAUGCCAUUUUCGUAAAGGGACAGAAAUCUGCAACUACAGUUAUUCCAAUACCAUUCUGGCUGUGAAAUUGAAUAGAGCGAGACUGGUCGUAUGCCUCGAGGAAUCACUCUACAUUCACAAUAUCAGAGAUAUGAAGGUGCUUCACACAAUCCGUGACACACCUCCGAACCUCGCGGGCCUCUGUACGCUCUCCAUAAACGGCGACAGUUGUUACCUCGCCUAUCCUGGCUCAAAUACAAUAGGGGAAGUACAGAUAUUCGAUGCCAUCAACCUUCAAGCCAAGACGAUGAUACCAGCACAUGACAGCCCUUUGGCAGCUCUUGCCUUUACUCCGACAGGAAAUAAAGUAGCGACGGCUUCGGAAAAGGGAACUGUUAUCAGAGUUUUCCAGGUGCACGACGGUGCUAAAUUAUUUGAAUUUCGACGAGGUGUUAAGAGAUGCGUAUCUAUCAGCAGCCUUGCAUUUAGUAUGGACUCUCUAUUUCUCUGCUGUUCGAGUAACACUGAAACUGUGCACGUUUUUAAACUUGAAGAACCAAAAGAAGCACCAGCCUCUGAGGAAGUUCAAGGUUGGAUGGGCUAUUUUACAAAAGCAGUAUCGGCGUCAGCAAAUUAUUUGCCGUCUCAGGUAACUGAUGUCUUCAAUCAAGGGCGCGCGUUUGCCAGCGUGCAUCUACCUUUCCAUGGAUUGAGGAAUGUUUGUGCCAUCACUACGAUACAGAAAGUGCUGAGGUUAUUGGUGGCCAGUGCAGAUGGAUAUCUCUAUGUUUACAAUCUUGAUAUGGCAGAAGGGGGAGAUUGCACUUUACUGAAACAGCACAGGUUGGAUGGCAAGCAGGAUGAAGUAGACGGUCCAACCGUAUCGACCACAGCACCUGCAACUGGAGAAACGCCUGCGGCAGCUCAAACAGUACAAAACACAGGCUGCAUAAAUAGCUACGCGGGUGCAUUGCGCGGCCGCUCGCCAGACGCCAUGUCAGGUACUGACUCAGAAAAGUUUCACGAGAUGGUAGCUGCUACGGAAAGCCCACCCAAAGGCGGGUUUCGUUUGGAUGACGACACCGAGUUUCCACCGGUCACACAUAGGACUGAUUGAAAACUAUCUUUGACAUAUCUUUAAGGAGAAUUUGUAACGAUAAAAUAAUUCAACCAGAAGAAAAUGGAUAAACCUGCGUCGAUACAUUUAGCUUUUUGAAAGUUUUCCAAAUUUUCCUUUGAUAAAAUUAGUCUUGCUACUCCGUUAACAGGAGGUACAUUAUUUUUUUCUGAUAUAUUUUUCUAAAUCAAUAAUUACAUCUCUGAUUAUUUUCUAUUAGAGAAUAUGACUUCUUGAGAAGGUCUUAAAUAUUUAACGAAUGAAUGGGAUAUUCUUGACCAACGGAUUGCGUUAAACACAAACAAUAUUUCGCCGUCUCUCAGUUAGGGCUUAUAAAGGUAUUAGAAAAAUAUUUUCAUGAAUUAAAGAAAGGCUAAGUAUAUCGGCACACAUUUACUCUAUUUUACAUAACAAGGAAAAUGAGUAAAAAAAGAAACAAUGAAGACAGUGGACCACUUUCUCAUAGUUUCAAAGUACAGGCAAACGAUAAAAAAGCCUUUUUAAAAAUAUGUUGAAAACUAUAAAAGCAAAAAUACAAAAACAAAAUUUAUCAAAAAUAUAUACAGUAAAAAAGUUUAAUUUCAAUCAUUAUCAGUAAUAUGUAAAGAGAGAUAAAGUUCAAUAGAAAGUAAAGGUCAUAAAAAGAAAUAUGUGUUUAAGGUGUAUCAAAAUUACUCGGGGUUCCACAUACAUAAAAUUUUUCUCCCUCUCUAUUUUAUUAUAUUUUAGUUUAUUUUCAAAAGCAAAAAAUAAAACAAAAAAAAAAACAAAAAAAAACAAUAAUAAUAAUAAAUAAUAAAGACGAAAAAAUAUCACGAGUAAGAAAUUGAAAAUUGGUGCCAAUCGUAGACCUACUUGGGGAUAUGACGUCGAUCAUAUUUUUUCAUUAUUAAUUUUAUUGUACAUCAUUACGUAGAAACACUGUGUUUACUGUGUAACUGUAAUAUCCGUAUGUCAGAAAAUGACGGACCUAUGCAUCUCGAUUUAUUGUAUCUAGUGGUUAAUAGACGAGAUCAUUUGGUGUGUUAUUUGCCAGGCCAGUGUAAUAGAAGAUCUACGAUAAUUUGAGACAGUUUUAUACUAACUUGAGUCUUGUUUGGUAAAUAGUUUUAAUUUUAUAAAGAUAAUUAAGAAUAAAUUAAUUCAAAAAAUAUACAAUAAAAAAGAAUUUAAAAAAAAAAAUCCAAUAACGACUGUAAAUACAAAAAAAAAAAAAGCUUACGUAUUAAUAUUGUUAUGUAUAAUUUCUUACCAAUACACGUAUGAGCACGCUAGCAAAUUGUAGCUAAUUUUUAUUUUUACUUGGUAAGAUUUCCUCAUAUAGCUACAUGGGAUAUUAUUACGUAUCCUUUGGUUUUAAUCAGAGAAAUCUAGACAUAUUUAAUGUAUUAGUUGAGUAUUAUAGUGAUGAUAAUAAUCGUUGAUGAACCAUUUUUUUUUUUUUCCACUUUUUUUUUCCCCAACCUGGAUCACGGUAUUUGGAUCUACCAUAUUCAGUGCUGUUGCGAAGAUGUGCAUAUUAAUAUUAUCAUUGUUCAUAUCUACUAUAACGAAUCACGUGUAAUGUAAUUAUUUUUCACUGCGAAUAAAAUUUAAAUGUUGAGUAAAACAAUAUUAGAAUAAAAAUUAUCUCAAUCGCAUCUCGUCAAGAUAUAUGCAUCUGAAAUACAUGUAAGAAUACGAACGAUGAA